AUGUCAGAUUUACAUAAAUCAUUUUUAAAAAGAAUAAAACAACAAGAAAAUCGACUAGGUAUAAGUAUAAACGAAGAAAAGAAUGGUGAUGAUGAUGAUAAUGAUAUAAUUGAAAAUUAUAAAGAAUUUAAAUCAACUUUUAAAGCUAAAAUUUAUGAGAAAGAUGGGUGCCAAUUUCAAACUUAUUAUAAACCUCCAAAAGAUAAUAACCACGUAUUAUUUUGUCAUCAUGGAGCUGGUUCUUCGUCAAUGACAUUUGGUGAAUUAACAAAAUUUAUUAAUGAUGACUCAAUUGGUUUCUUUUUAUUUGAUAUGAGAGGCCAUGGUAAUUCAACAAUUCAAGAAAAUUAUUCAUUAGAUGUCUUAGUUGAUGAUGUACAUUAUCUACUAUCUAAUUUCAUUAAAGAAUAUAAUCCUGACUCUAUAUUCUUCUUGGGUCAUUCUUUAGGUGGUGCUGUAUUUGCUAAAUAUACUAAAAUUCAUAAAAUUUCAUUAAUCAAGGGUUUAAUCUUAUUAGACAUAGUUGAAGAAACAGCAGUACUGGCAUUAAGUUCGAUGCCACAGUUCAUAGCAAAUAGACCAACUACCUUCUCAUCAAUUUCAAAAGCUAUUGAUUGGCAUAUGAAUUUUUUAUUAUUUAAUAUAAAUUCUGCUAGGAUAAGUAUACCCGAUUUAUUUCAUAAAAAUCUAACUUGGAAAACAGAUUUAAGUCAAACUGAAAAUUAUUGGAAUACUUGGUUUACUGGUCUAUCGGACAAUUUUUUGAAUUUUCAAGGUAGUAAGUUGUUAAUUUUAUCAGCACAUGAGACAUUAGAUAAAAGAUUAAUGAUCGGUCAAAUGCAAGGUAAAUAUCAAUUAGUGAUUUUUGGAAAUAAUGAAAAAUCAGGUCAUUUCAUUCAUGAAGAUCUAGCUAAACAAGUAUCAAUUUGUAUUUCUGAUUUUAUUAAAAAAUCAAUGUAUCCUGAAAAAUUCAUGAGAGAUGAUUUAGGAAUAACACCAAAAUGGGGAGGAAAUAUAAAUAAAUAA
Molecule: messenger RNA, 1026 nt
Organism: Insectozyma verbasci
Lineage: Eukaryota; Fungi; Ascomycota; Pichiomycetes; Serinales; Debaryomycetaceae
Source: the annotation of a GenBank genome assembly